AUGAGUACGCCAUCCAUCGGCGAGAGCGUCGCCUCCAUUGCCGACAGCCUUGACGGUGAGGAGUUUCUGGCUGCCAGUCUCUUUCACCCGAGCAAUGUCGAUCUCCGCUCCACGGUGCAUGACUCUCCACGGAAGAGCUUUCAGCCGCGCUUUGCGCGCAUCAAUUCGAUGGAUUACCGGGGUCAAAGCAUCGUUGAGAACAUGAACAAUACGUCGCCUAUCAGCUGCUUAUCGUCGCGUAUGUCGCAAAGGCCGCAUCUGCGGAAGCCCGUAGCGGCAAACCGGCCUGCCGAGGCGGUGACUAACAUAUUACCACUGCAUUCCGACCAUACGCAGCCGAGGGACAAACCGCUUUCUGGCUUCAUGCUUGACGCUGGUGACCCGAAGGCGGCGUACUCGAGUGCGCCGACACGGCCGAAGUGCGCCACUUCAUCUGUACCAGCCCUGCUCUCAACGGCGGCGAAGGUGGCGGCUGCCAAAAGCUCUCGUCAGGCGCUGAAGACCUCCACAAGCAACUCACAGACUGCUUCCGGUUCGGAGCACACUCCCAGCAGCGAUGCCGUUGUGGAUAUGCCCUCGGCCUCGGCAUUCUCAUGCACCGACAGCGCCAAGCGCGUGCAAGAGGUACCUACGUCAAGGCCCGUUGGAAGUUGGAAGAGGGCUACUAGCGGCAGCGAAUCGAGGGAAACCACGCCGCGGAGCCAUCCACCGCGCAGGACUGCCGACUCCGCUGCAACGGCGUCCGUAGACGCACACCGCAGCGGCAUCGUCGUUCACAUGCCCCCUCAAUGCGAAGGCGUAGACUUCAUCCACAGCGACGAUGCUCACAUUACUGGCACUCAUCGACGGGGAACGGUGCCAGCUCCUACCGCGAGUGCGAAACUGACUCCGACGCUGUUGAAUGCGUUGUCGCCUUACUCGUCAUCACCGGCAACAAGAGUCCCCUCAGCACCUUCGCUACUGUCGAGGUUUCGCUCUGUGCCGGUUGAGAGCAGCAGCAGCGUUGGCGGUGCCGGAUCAUCUCCGCAGCGGACUUCGCCAGAAAAGUGCGCGGCAACAGAGAGAAGCCGGGCCUCCGCGCUGUUAGUCCCAGCUGGUGCCGCCAACCAGGCCGCUGUAUCUCCCCUGUCGCCGGAGCACAUCUCCUCCAUGCCGUCGUCGAACUCGCAGGCAGCGGAGCGCGACGGCAGUGGUGGCUCAGCACCGUUGCGCCAAAAUGUUAGCAAACACCGUCACUCGAUGCGGGUGCUGCCACAGUGCUCCACGGGCGUGCACAACACCGAAAAAAACGACGCCGCAGCAGUUUCCAUCCCCAUGGUGUCGAAGGCAUCGAAGGCGGUGAGCCGUAAUAGCACCUCUAGGUCGCAGCCCCUUGUCGCGACUCCUUCCGUAGCGCCGGAUUUGGCAUACGUGACGCGUUCCUCUGACGGCAGUCCGUCUGCAAUCGCUCGGGUGCCACAGCCACCAGCAAAGGUGAAGUCUCUGAAGAUGAACGCGCCGCAACCCACAGCCGCUACGCAGCGGCACGCAGCACCUUUGCAGCUGCCUGCGCGCAAAAUUCUGGAACCUGUCCCGGCGCGCGUUGUGCUGGCCAGGGGUCCCGAACACAGGGGUACUCAAACGCUGCGGGGCAACCAACAUCAAGAGCGCCAUUCGCCGAUCGAUCUUGUGAAGUGCAACGAGAAGUUUCCCGCAAAGACCAGCACUUCGCAGAAGUCAGACUCGCUGCUGAACGCCAGCGGGACCGACGUCAGCGACUCAAAGCAGCGCGUCUACUUCUGUACACUGUCCCUCGGCGACGCGAUCAUGUCGAGCUUCGCCAGGGACGCUGGAGACCUGCACCUCAAGGUGAAUCGGCCAAGCAUCUUCACCUCGGCUAUUCGCACAACGGUGAAGGGGCCUGGAGGGCUGAGAGGCGCCAAAGUUGCCCCGCUCGCUCAUCUUCAACCGCUGCCGAACCCCUCUUCGCGGCGACCGUCGAAUGAUAGUGCGUCUCCCGUGUCUUUGACGCCGCCGCGCGCGGAUGUAGCUACCGCGCCUCCGUCACCUCAGUUGUACUCAUCUGGUGGAUCACCUUUGUGCUCCGAUUCUCACUCGGCGCAGGCGCCGUUAUCACCAAGCGACGGGUGCCGAUGCUCGUCACGGUCGCCUCCAACCAACGUCUCAGAGGAAGGUACUAUGUCAGUCGAGCCGCUCGAACCGAAGAACAUUCUCCCUUCCCACAGUGGUCACCAGUGCUAG
Messenger RNA from Leishmania mexicana MHOM/GT/2001/U1103, 2241 nucleotides. RefSeq lists its product as hypothetical. The record is from RefSeq and is a predicted model, not a curated record. The transcript has a single exon. Lineage: Eukaryota; Euglenozoa; Kinetoplastea; Trypanosomatida; Trypanosomatidae. The coding region runs from base 1 to 2241 and encodes 746 amino acids.